AGCCACAACUACUCGAUCAAAUAAUGGCCGGUACGUCGUACGACUACCACUCAAGCCACCGUUUUCAAACACUCCUCGAACUGGCAGAAAAAACAAAAAUAGAAUUCAGUCUAACAAUAUUAAAAACUCAAAUAUAUUCUACUUUUCCACCCCGCAGGAUGACUUACGCCAAUAAUGAAAAGAACACAAUCCUGAAGAAAUCCUUAAGCGGUGGCCAUACUACAACAACAGCAGCAGAACCUUUGAAGAUCAACGCGGGAAUAAGUAACCACAUCAGCAUGUGUUCUGCGCCCUCGGCUACUCUACCAAUAGUACGCCGAAAUACAGGUAACAGCGUAUCAUCUCAUCACACCUGUACCCCUMCUCACUAAACAAAAAGGAUGGACAACAGGAUGGAAGGCAAAAUUCGUUCCAAGCACUUUGUUACACACAUUCGAUCCUAUGCAGCCUACCCCCUCGUUAACUACGCGGUCCGGGAUGCAACUUAUAACCACCCGUACAUCUACAU
Bactrocera latifrons is the source of this 508-nucleotide messenger RNA. RefSeq lists its product as uncharacterized. The transcript has 2 exons. The record is from RefSeq and is a predicted model, not a curated record. NCBI's taxonomy places the organism in Eukaryota, Metazoa, Arthropoda, Insecta, Diptera, Tephritidae. The coding region runs from base 24 to 371 and encodes 115 amino acids.